AUGUUCUCAAUCGCGACAGCACCAGCCAAGCAGUCUGCUACGGAUACCAUCUCCGUUCUAAGCGGUCGGCUAGGCUCUGCCACUCUGUUAGAGGACCGCCGCGCCGCAAUCUUGGGGCUUCGGAGCUUUGCGAAAGAAUUUCCAGCGACGGUAUCGUCUAGCGCUUUGCGAGGACUCAUUGGGAGCCUCGCAAAGGAUGGCGAGGAUGUCGAUACUGUGAAAGUUGUGCUGGAAACGCUGCUUAUGCUCUUUACCCCCAACGAAGAUAGUCCCGAAGCCUCUGACGAGGUUGUCCUGUGGCUUGCUGAUGAGUUUACACAGCGCCAAGAAAAUGUCACCUUGCUUCUCGACUUCCUCGAAACGACCGAUUUCUACUCUCGCUUAUACUCCUUGCAACUUCUGGGAGCAAUCCUCUCUGCCCGAACCGAGCGAACAGAGGAAUGCGUGUUUACUGCGCCGCUAGGAAUCCCGCGCUUGGUUGCUGCUCUUGACGAUCAACGCGAUGCCAUCCGAAAUGAAGGCAUCAAUCUUCUUACGAGUCUAACUCCAGCGUCAAUCGAUAUACAGAAGCUCGUCGCUUUUGAAAAUGCGUUCGAGAAACUAUUCGCAAUAAUUGAGUCUGAUGGCUCCUUAUCUGAAGGAGGACGAACCGUCGAAGAUUGUCUCAUUCUGUUAGCGAAUCUACUGCGCCGCAAUGCCUCAAACCAGACGCUGUUUCGGGAAUCUGGAUGUAUGAAGAAAUUGGCGGAUUUGUUGCAUAGUGUCUUGCAGCAUGGAGAUGGCAACGACGUGGCAAUCUGGGCCCAGUCGCAAAAAAAUAGGAAUUUAUACGCAUUUCUCGCAAUCCUGCGACUGCUUCUUACACCUGGCUCCGCUGGCGUUUCGCAUAACCAAAAGUUGCUGUGGAAGCACGGACUCUGCGCUGACGUUCUUCAUUUGGCAUUCAGCCAAGAUAUCCAGAUGGAAAUCAGAGCCGAGGCCUUGACCGCUUGCGGUGAUAUGAUUCGUGACUCGGCAGCGUUGCAGGAGAGCUUUGCCCAGCUUAGCGUCUGGCGGUCUGGGAGGAGUCGCCUUGCCUCGAAAGAACAUGGAGAUUCACAAGUAUACGUCAUUGACGGAUUACUCGAUCUUAUUCUAAACCUGCAAGAUAGCGCCGCCUUUAACGUCCGUUAUGCGGCUAGCGAGUGUUUAAAGGCUUACUUUUCUAAUCAUCUGAACGUCCGACUGCAUUUUCUGGCAAGAGCUAUCGAAGGCUAUCUGACAGGUGGCGAGGAGACAACUAAUGCAUUGUCCGUUUUGCUGGCACCCUCUGCUGAGCAAUCGGCAAGCGAUCCAUAUCGCCUAUGGUUUGCUGCAGUAAUUACACUUCACUUGCUGUACGACAAUUCUUCUGCCAAAACGAAGGCUCUCUCUCUUACUGAAGGUGAUGCCGCGGAGGACGAGGAACUUGUGACGAGCAUCCAGACCGUUACAGCACAUCUCUUGACAGGCAUUCGGCGAGGCGACGAUGCACGCAUCUCUGUCGCUUACCUGAUGCUACUGACAAUAUGGUUAUUCGAAGAUUUAGAUGCGGUUAACGACUUCCUGUCCGAGGGAAGCAAUGUACAGAGCCUAAUUCAAUCAAUCUCGCAGCCUGUCAUGGAGGGGAGCGAACUAGUUCAGGGACUCUGUGCUAUGCUUCUCGGUAUUGCCUAUGAGUUCUCUACCAAGGAUUCACCAAUGCCAAGAACGGCAUUACAUUCUAUCCUGGCUACUCGGCUAGAUCGAGAGCAAUUUCUUGAUCGACUCCUCAGACUGCGUUCACAUCCAUUGCUACGAGACUUCGAAACAAUACCGCAGAGAAGAGAUCCGGCGUUGCCUAGUGGUCUGGCGGACGUAUUUUUCGACUCGGUAUUCGUCAAUUUCUUCAAAGACAACUACAGCCGCAUUGCGAGAGCUAUCGACAGAAGCCCUGAGCUUGAGAUUUCUGUCAUCACUAAUGGUGUUCAGAAAGGAAUCUCCAGAGAGCUUGUAGAUUCCCUGCGUGAGCAAAUACACGAGAAGGAUAAGGCUAUCGAGGAGGCGAAGAUAGCUUCUGAGUCCCAAUCGUCACGUCUUGCCCAGGAGCAAGGAGAGCACCGCCGCUUCAAGGAAGAAGCGAAUAAAGAACUGCAGAAAGCACAGGAGGAAGCCAGACGAGAAAUUGCGGCUGCAAUGGCAGCGCGAGAGGGACUCCGGAAAGCUCAUGAGGCAGAAAUCAGGAAACUACAAAGCAUCUUUUCUGCAAAAGACAUCGAGAACCAGAAGCAAAUUGCAGCUGCGAAGUCCGUUAUGGCAACGAAGGAAGCAGAACACGAGAAGAAAAUUGCAUUUAUGAAAGCAGCCAUUGCUGCCAAGGACUCGGAUCUGGAGAAGAAAUUAACUGCAAUGAGAAAAAUGGCCCAAAUAGAGUCAGAACAUACCAAAAGACGCAACGAUGGAGAAAAUGCCGACCUCCACGCAACGAUCAGAAGCCUGGAAGCCUCUUUACAGAAGAUCGAAUCAACACUGGCAACGAGCACAAAGGAAAAGGAGAGCGUUCAAUCUGAACUGGAUGACCUGCUAAUAGUGUUCACUGACUUGGAAGAUCAAGUGGCAAAGCAAAAGAAACGCCUUCGAGAACUUGGCGAACCAGUGUCAGACGGUGAAGAAGAUGAAAGCGAUGGAGAGGACGAUGGAGAGGACGAUGUCGACUAG
Cordyceps militaris CM01 is the source of this 2715-nucleotide messenger RNA. RefSeq names its product intracellular protein transport protein (UsoA), putative. Gene Ontology annotation, biological process: vesicle fusion with Golgi apparatus; intracellular protein transport; transcytosis. The record is from RefSeq and is a predicted model, not a curated record. The transcript is spliced from 5 exons. Gene Ontology annotation, cellular component: cytoplasm; ER to Golgi transport vesicle membrane; Golgi stack. Lineage: Eukaryota; Fungi; Ascomycota; Sordariomycetes; Hypocreales; Cordycipitaceae. The coding region runs from base 1 to 2715 and encodes 904 amino acids.